UGGGGCCGGCUGGCGUCCGCGGGCCGGGUGGUGCGAGGCGAGGGCGGCAGGGGGCCAGGCCGUGCGGAAGACAGGAUCCCGACGCCCUGAGAUCGGGAGUUCCCGAGUCCAAAUCUGGUUCCUAAGAAACAUCAAAGGAAGCCUGCACUGGAGGCCCCCGGGUCUCCUCGGAAGCCGGACUGCAUCCACUGUGUGAGACGGGAUGGCACCCCCCACCAGUGUGCCCUCGUCAUUGCUGCUGCUGACGGCUGUUGCAGGUUGUGCCUGUGGCCCGUGCCGCGAGGGGAGGACGUUCGCCAAUGCCAUCAUUUCGCCGGACCUGGCAACCACCAGGAUCGCGCGGGGGCCUCCGGGCACCCCCGCGGUGGACUGCACGGCCGCGUGCUGUGAGCUGGCCGGCUGCGACCUGGCCUGGUGGUUCGAGGGCCGCUGCUACCUGGUGAGCUGCCCGCGCUCCGAGAGCUGUGAGCCCAAGACCGUGGGCUCCCUCGGGUCCUUCCUCACCUUUGUGCGCAGGCCGGCGCGGCUGCUGGACCGCGGGGCCAUGCUGCUCAACAGGGGUGCGCCCUCGGGACUCUGGGGCGACGCGCCGGAGGAGAUCAGGAAGGACUUGCCCUUCCUAGGCCAAGAGCGGGGCCCAGAGGAGACGCCGGAGUACUCGGACGACUACGGGGAACCCGAGCAAGCGCCCGUGCGGCCCCUCGGCAAGCCGGGGCCCAGAGGGAGCGCCGAGCACACGGCCUGGGGCCCGCGCCGGGGCGGCCAGGCCGGCGGCAGCCUUCCAGGGGCCGCCGAGAAGCAGGACCACCCUGCGCUGCAUCCGCUGAACGCGCCCCCAUGGGCCGCGGCCCCACAGCAGUCUCCGGGGAGCGGCUCGUUGCCAUCCUCGGUGACAGUUCCACCUUGGGGAGAGGCCUUGGGAAAGGAGGCCUUUCAGCGCCAGGAGCGACCCAGCGCCGGCUCUGGAAGAGAGGGAGCCCAGGGUGUAAAGAACAGGGCUUCCACCCUCGAGCCAGUCAUCUCAUGA
This is a messenger RNA of Leptonychotes weddellii (Weddell seal), 1027 nucleotides long. NCBI's taxonomy places the organism in Eukaryota, Metazoa, Chordata, Mammalia, Carnivora, Phocidae. The record is from RefSeq and is a predicted model, not a curated record.